Messenger RNA from Fusarium oxysporum Fo47, 1387 nucleotides. RefSeq names its product septin CDC10. Lineage: Eukaryota; Fungi; Ascomycota; Sordariomycetes; Hypocreales; Nectriaceae. Gene Ontology annotation, cellular component: septin ring; septin complex; microtubule cytoskeleton. The transcript is spliced from 3 exons. Gene Ontology annotation, molecular function: GTP binding; molecular adaptor activity; GTPase activity. The record is from RefSeq and is a predicted model, not a curated record. Gene Ontology annotation, biological process: cytoskeleton-dependent cytokinesis. The coding region runs from base 237 to 1253 and encodes 338 amino acids.
CCGAAAAGUUCCCCCUAGGAUCGGUUUCCACGCCGCCUCUCCUAAACCUCCAACUCCCAGCUUCGCUACAUCUUCAGGCGUCACUUUGACCUUGCCAACUGUUCGCGCUCGUGUUGACCUUAGUUGCUUCGAGUCCAGUCUUUCUUUCUUGGAAUAUUCACAACAUUCCCGAGCUCUACUCUUACCUUCGCUCACCGUUUUAAUCGAACACUUCUCUCCCGUACGAGUUAUUCAAGAUGGCUGCCGCUCCCUCCAACACUAUCUAUCCUCAGAGCCAUGUCGGUUUCGACAGCAUCACUUCUCAGAUUGAGAAGAAGCUCUUGAAGCGCGGUUUCCAAUUCAACGUCAUCUGUGUUGGUCAGACCGGCAUGGGCAAGUCAACGCUCAUCAACACCAUCUUCGCUUCUCACCUGAUCGACUCCAAGGGUCGCUUCCAGCCCGACGAGCCUAUCCGCCAGACCACUGAGAUCCAGGCCGUUUCUCACAACAUUGAGGAGAACGGUGUCCGACUUAGACUAAACAUUGUCGAUACUCCCGGUUACGGUGACCUUGUCAACAACGACCGCUGUUGGGACCCCAUCGUCAAGUACAUCAAGGAUCAGCACUCCGCGUACUUGCGCAAGGAGCUCACAGCACAGCGAGAGCGCUACAUCCAGGAUACCCGUAUCCACUGCUGUCUCUUUUUCAUCCAGCCAUCGGGUCACUCUCUCAAGCCCAUUGAUAUUGUCGUCUUGAAGAAGCUGUCUGAUGUUGUUAACGUGGUGCCUGUCAUUGCCAAGGCCGACACCCUGACCGUUGAGGAGCGUCAGGAGUUCAAGGAGCGCAUCAAGGAGGAGUUUGCUUUCCACAACCUUAAGAUGUACCCCUAUGAUAACGAGGAGUUUGAUGAUGAGGAGCGUGCUCUGAACGGUCAGAUCAAGAAUCUUGUUCCUUUCGCUGUUGUCGGUUCCGAGAAGUCGAUCAUCGUCAAUGGUAAGCAGGUCCGCGGCCGCCAGAACCGAUGGGGAGUCAUCAACGUUGAGGACGAGACUCACUGCGAAUUUGUCUACCUCCGAGACUUCCUUCUCCGAACGCACCUCCAGGACCUUAUCGAGACCACCUCUCAGAUCCAUUACGAGACCUUCCGUGCCAAGCAACUGCUGGCCCUGAAGGAGAGCAGUGCUCACGGUGGGGCUAGCAGCCGACCCAUCAGCCCUGCCGCUGACCGCGAGUUGAGCCGAAACUCGCAACGAAUGACGAUGAACGGCUACUAGGCUGUCUUUUGUUUUUGAAGUUGUGCUGGCGAUGGAGCAACGGCGUCUCUGGGCAGCUCGAUAGCCCGCAUUUGUUACGACCCUCCAUAUCUUUCACGGCCUGAUGUAGAGCAACUCAAAAGUAAAUGCUUUGU